Messenger RNA from Closterium sp. NIES-67, 3794 nucleotides. The record is from the annotation of a GenBank genome assembly. NCBI's taxonomy places the organism in Eukaryota, Viridiplantae, Streptophyta, Zygnematophyceae, Desmidiales, Closteriaceae.
UAGCCACAGCACCCCCCUCCGCUAGAACGCAAUCGAAUCUGUACGUUCUUUUCACGGCAUUGAUUUUGCACCUGCUUCCAGUCAGCCGAUUCUUGAUUUCGCGGUCUCUGGCCAUGGCGGGGAAAUCAAGAAUCCCUAGCUCUGCCAAAAAGACCCAGAGCGCUGACGGCGCGGCGGGAAAAGCUGCGCGCAAGCGGAAAAGCAGCGCGGAGAAAGCUGACGGGGUCGAUGCGGAGGCUGAGCCCCGGGCAACAGCUAGCGCGGGAGCGGCGGGGCUUGGCGGAGCGGAUGGCGCUGUUAAACGGCGAAAAGUUGCGCGAGUGGCGGAGGGGAGCGCGGGGGGAGGCGUUGGGGGAAAGUCCGCGGGGAAUGCUGCAUUCAGGGGAGAGGGGAAGAGAGAAAGUAAGAGUGCGGAAGCGGAAGCGGAAGCGGACGAGUCCGACUAUAUUCUCAAAGGGAUCUCUUUAGACGAGGAUGUAGAUGCCUUGGUGGCGGAACGGGAGAGAGCCGAGAGGAAGCGGUCCCGCAAGAGCGGCUCGAGAGGGGCUAAGGGUUCUAAGAAGGGGAUUAAGAAGGGUUUAACAGAGGGGUCACGGAAGGAGAAUGACGCGGAGGCUUUAAGUAUUUCGGCCAAGGCUGGCUCGGGAAACGAGGCGGGGGGAGCAGAAGGGGGAACGGCGGGGGGAGGGGGAACGGCGGAGGAGGCUAGGCGGGCGAGAGAGGCGGGGAUGACGGAGGCGGAGAGGCAGGCGGAGCGCGAAAAAGAUGAGCUGAAGGCGCAGGGGUACAAGGAGGAGGAUUUCAAGGUGUUGGCAGCCAUAGCGCUGGAUGCAGUGAGGAGGGGCGCGAGGGGCAGCAAGGGCAACUGGGGCACGCAGGCGUGGGUGCUGGUGGCGGGGUUUGUGGCAUCAUUGAUUGAAGCUGGGAACUAUAGAGCCAAGAAGUUGUUGCAGCAGCACAGAGAAUUGCAGCAGCAGAGGGAGGAGAGAGAGGCAAAGAGGCCAUUCGCCACGGCUGGAAUGAAGGCAAACAACAAAAAGGUCAUGUGGCUGGUUCGCUGCACUCGUGCCCAUAGCCGGUACAAGAAGGCAUUCACUUUCCCUUCAUUUAUGGAUGGCUGGGUUUACACGGACAGCAGUCAAACUGCAGACAGCAGUGAGGGCAACGAAGCAAGUCCCGACGGGAAGGAGACUGAGGAAAAGAAGGCAACGAAAAAGGGGAGGGAGACGGAGGGAGGAAAGGAGAAUGUAGAGGAGAUGGGGAGAGAGACCAGGGAGGGGAAGGAGAAGGCGAAGGAGGGGAGGGAGAAGCUGCGAUUGGUGGGGAUGGAUUGUGAGAUGUGUGAGACUUGGGACGAUGAGGAGCCCAUGGAGCUGACCAGAGUCUCUGUGGUCGAUGGAAAAGGGAAGGUGCUUCUGGAUCGUCUAGUGAAGCCACAGAGGGAGGUGAAGUCAUACGUGACUGAGAUCACAGGCCUGAAGGAGGAGGAUUUUGAGAAAGUCACUUACACCUGGGAGGAUGCACAGCGUGACGUGGUGGCUCUCCUAACGCCAACUACUGUGCUCGUGGGCCAUCACGUGUCCGGUGACAUGGACGUACUGAAGAUAGACCAUCCGUUGGUCAUUGACACGUCUCUCCUCUUCCGCUACUCUUCCAUCGACUCAAACAUGUCCACCGUGCAACUGCCCCUCGCCCUCGUCGCCCUGCGCGCCCUGGGCUACAAGAUGCGGCAGGGCAGCACGUCGCACCACGACAGUGUGGAAGACUCCCUCGUUCCAGUCCGCUUGGUUCAGAUGGCCAUCAGCACGCCAGCCCUCCUCCCGUCGCCCAUCCAACCCCUAUCUGCGCUUGUCAGCAACCAGCUGAUGCGCGAGCUGACCAUUGACAUGCUGCCACGUGGCACCACUGCAGAGAUGGUUCUUGCCUUGUUGGCGCACUACGAGAGGAGGAGGAGAGAAGAGAAAAGGAGAGAGGAGGAGGAGACGGGUGAGGAGGAGGAGGGGGUGCAGGAGGGAUCAAUUAAGGGAGGAAAUGGGAAGAAGGGGAAGCGAAAGGGGAAAGAGGAGGGGAAGGGGAAAGGGGGGGAGGAAGGGGAGGAGGAAGGGGAGGAGGAAGGGGAGGAGGAAGGGGAGGAGGAAGGGGAGGAAGGGGAGGAGGAAGGGGAGGAGGAAGGGGAGGAGGAAGGGGAGGAGGAGGGGGGAUCAGAGGAUGAAGAAGCGAGGAUCUGGAUGCCAGGGCAGGAGGAGGAUGAUGAUGACAUGCUGCCAUGGGUACCGAAACCCCGGCUCAGCAGCAGAGGGGACGGCUGCUUUGCCCGCGUGCACUACCCCUUCCCGUCCUCUGCUCUGGCGCUCUUUCACUCUCUACCUGGGGAGAUAGAAGCGGACCCCUGGGGGCGGUGGAGAAAGAGGGUCCCUGUACCAGAGCACCUACAGAAGCACAUCUACUUCAUAGAUUACAGAAGGAGCACCGGCAGUAACAGUAGCACACCAGCACAAGCCAUGGCUGGGGGGGGAGAAGGAAGAAACACAAGACCAGGUGCCGUAACCCCUGUUUACCGGCCUGCAAAGGAGGUGAUAGUGGCGUGCGGCGGGGAUGGUAACCGCAUGUUACACGGGGUUGGUGCGAAGAUGCUGAGAGCCAUGAGAGAGCAGCUGACUCUAGUGUGUGAGGAUGCGGAUGAUGUGUGGGAUGUGCUGGUGGGCAGGGAGGAGGAGGAGGUGGGGAGUGUGGUGACAGGAGAGGAGGACGAGGAGGGUGGGGAGGUAGGAAAGAGUGCGGAAGAGGAGAUGGUUGAAAGGCGGAGGGCAGAGGAGGAGGCGUGGCAACGCGAGCAAACGAGGGUGAGAGAUGAGAUUAUGGAGAGGGUCAGAGCGGAUAUGAAGGCUAAGUGGCAGCAGCUGCUUACUAUCGACGAUACAGACGAGCACUUAGUUGAAAGUCUUUUAAAGAGCAGUUAUUUUGAUGCAGUGGCUGCGGUGGAGGGGGGGAGAGUGGAGGGAGGGAGGGAGCAGGGAGGGGAGGAGGUGGAGUUUGAGGUGGGGGAGGAGGGGAUGGAGCGAGCGAUUCGAGAGCUGAUCAUGCGACUGACAAGGAAACGGGAGCAGCAGCAGCAGCAGCAGCAGCAGCAGCAGAAGGAGGAGGGAGAGCGAGAGAGAUUGGCCCAGGUGCAGACAGAAGGAGGGGUAGGUGGGGUUGAUGGGACGCGGGGUGGUGGAAGUUUGUAUGAUGGGGCUGAUGUGGGAGAGUUAAGGAGGAGGCUAGUGCAUAAGGAGAUGGAGGUAGAGGUGCUGCAACGCAUGGUGAUGUUUCUGGGGUAUAAGGUGUGGGGAGAGGAGGAGGGAGAGGGGGAGGAGGUAGAGGAUGGGGUGGAGUAUGAGUCGGAGGAGGGUCUUGAGAGGGAGGAGGGGGGAGGAGGGAUGGAGAAAGGGGGGGAAAUGGUGAAGGAGGAGGAUGAUGAAGAAAUGGAGGGGGAUGUGGAGGAGGAUGAAGAGGAGGAUGAAGAGGAGGAAAACGAGGAGGAAGAGGAGGGUGAGGAUGAAGAGGACGAGGAAGAAGAGAACGAGGAGGACUGUGAAGGAGAGGAAAUAGAGGAAGGGGAAGAGUAGGAUGGAGAGGGAGGAAGAGGAAGAGGACGAGUAUGAUACCGGCAUGUAAAAAGGCUGGCAUGAAGGGAACAAUUGUCUACCAAGAAAUCCGUAGAAACGCAUAUUGCAGCCUAAACGUGUGUGCAAAAGUGAUGGGGAUUAUGAUAUAUAUGUUUUCCUUUAUCUCAAUAAAUAGGUUUUAUUUGU